GGACCUGGAGAAAGUUUUGAACUCGUGUAAGUUAAACUUGCACCAAAUCGAUGAGGUCUGGCCAAACCUGUACAUCGGAAAUGUAUCAUUUUUGGGUUCGAACAGACCAAAGGCUGUUCAGUUCUUGCAGGACGGGUGUAAAGCGGGCCGAUAUGCCACGCACCGGUGGAGACGGCCGGUACGAGACGCCGGAUGCCGCUGACCUCCAGAGACUUCUGUGGGUCAAACCUGGAACCAGCGGCCAUCUUGAUGAGGUCAGACCUGGAAUAUACAUCGGAGACAUGUACGCAGCGAAGGACAAACACAUGCUACAGUCUCUGAACAUCACGUACGUGCUGAACGCCGCUCACGGGAAGUUCAACGUUAACACAGGGGCCAGUUACUACAGAGACACUAAAAUCACAUAUCAUGGCGUGGAGGCGUUUGAUAUGCCCUCAUUUGACUUGAGCCCCUUCUUCUACUCCGCUGCCAAGUUCAUCAAGAGUGCCAUGAGCACCCCUGGAGGUAAGGUGCUUGUGCACUGCGCGAUGGGCCUGAGCCGCUCGUCGUCGCUGGUAUUGGCGUAUCUGAUGAUCCACGAGGACAUGACGCUGGUGGAAGCCAUUAAAGCCGUCGCACAACACAGGAAUAUCUGCCCAAACUCCGGCUUCAUUGAACAACUGCGAGAACUGGACAAAAAACUGCACUUCCAGAGCACUGCCCUCUAACACUGGACCAACACACUCACGUCAUGUUUCCUGAUCAGAAAUACACUAUAGGGACAGAAACAGAGCUAUAUGCAUAAAGAUACCCAUCAGUUAUGACAAAAAUGCAUGCUUCAGAAAUCGCCUGACACACAUAUGAUGGAAUUACAUGAUUGAUACAGGAUUUAAUUUCUCAAUUAAAAUGUUUUUUUGUUAAAAAGUUGUAAAAAAAGUGUUAAAAAGUUGUUACAUGUGAUCGAAAUAUAUUCUAUUCCUGCUUAAUCUUCAGAGUCACUAUAAAGUAAUAGAUUCACAGGUUAAAAACACUAGGCUUUCCAAACAACAAAUGGGGUUGAAAACGAAAGGGAUUCAUUCAUGAACAUCAGUCAGUCCACAAGGAAUAUACUUCAUUAUGAAAGGUUAUGAAGAUAAGACCAGGAAUGUGAGUUCAUAAAAAAAAUAUUUAAUAUAUUGAAAUUUAUGAAUAU
Pimephales promelas (fathead minnow) is the source of this 1171-nucleotide messenger RNA. RefSeq names its product dual specificity protein phosphatase 13B. Gene Ontology annotation, cellular component: cytoplasm. The record is from RefSeq and is a predicted model, not a curated record. Gene Ontology annotation, molecular function: MAP kinase phosphatase activity; protein tyrosine/serine/threonine phosphatase activity. Gene Ontology annotation, biological process: protein dephosphorylation; negative regulation of MAPK cascade. Lineage: Eukaryota; Metazoa; Chordata; Actinopteri; Cypriniformes; Leuciscidae.